Messenger RNA from Daktulosphaira vitifoliae (grape phylloxera), 1777 nucleotides. RefSeq names its product kinesin-like protein costa. NCBI's taxonomy places the organism in Eukaryota, Metazoa, Arthropoda, Insecta, Hemiptera, Phylloxeridae. Bases 129 to 1685 code for a protein of 518 amino acids. The transcript is spliced from 10 exons. The record is from RefSeq and is a predicted model, not a curated record.
GUUAAUUACUAUCAUACCAAAUCUUGUUCGAAAUUAUUAUUUUUCACGCUUGUUUUAAAUUUAAAUGUGUGAAUGAUAUUUUAGGAAUUAUAGCUUUCAAAUUCGUAUGUUAAAUUUGUUUUUUGAAAAUGGGUAUUAGUGUGGAUUGUGUACUAAACGAAUUAAAAUUUGAUCAGAAAUUAUUUAGUUUAUUGAAAACCUAUAACAAGUACGUAAAUUUUAGGUUUGAUUAUGUCAUAAGAUCAAGUAUUGCUCAAGUUCCAUCAGAAAUUACUCUAAACAAUGCCUGUUGUUCAUUUGAUAACAGAGAUUUAUUUGUAACACCUAAAUGCUUUGGUGAAUCUAGUACUAGUGUAAACAGUAUUACAAGUUUGCAAAAUGAACUAAAAUCCCUUACAAAUGAAGCAAAUAUGAAAAGAAAAGAAAUAAAUAUAAUAUCCUUAAAUGAAGAAGGGCUGAAGAAAAAUAUAAAACACUUAGAAGAAAUUAUUGCUAUAAAGGAGAAUUUAAUAACUCAAACUGCAAAUCAUACAGAAAUCAGAUGUAAUGCAAAAGAAAAAGCUCAAAAAGAAUAUCAAAGAAUUAGUAAAAAAUAUAGCAAAAUAUUAAAUGCAGAUCGUUUAAAUGACAGAGUAUUACGCUACGAAAGAAAAAUCAAAAAAAUGGAUGAUAUUAUUAGAAUUGCUGGAGAUAGUCAAGAAAAAUUAAUGCAGGAUAGAAUUGCAUUGCAAACAUCUAAAGAUAGACUGAAGAUAUUUUAUGAACAAUAUAAAUGUCAAAUACAGUCUAAAGAAGAUUUAACAUCUGUAUUAUUAGAGCUUGAAAAAAGAAUAAAUCAAUUAAAAAUUAAUUUAUCUAAUUUAGGAGUGAUAACAAGUAUUGAAAAAAGUCGCAGUCAUACGUCUUGUAAUAUAAUUGAACAAAAUAAUUUAAAGAAAAGUUUUAUUGAGCUUCAACUUAUGAGAAAUGAAGUUCUAAGCUGCCGGCCAAAAGGAAUAUUUAAUCCUAAAUACCAUAAAGAAAAUAGUUUAACAAAAGAAGAAAUUAAAAAAUAUUUAGAAAAUGAUGAAACUAUUGAUGCAAUUGACCACUUAAUAGAAUUGAAGAAUAAUCAAACUAGUAAUUAUGUGGACUGGACAAAUCUAAAUCAUUCAAAUUCCAUUGAAGGAGCUGUAUUUCUCAAGUCUUUAAAUAAUCUUACUCUAGUUGAAAUCAAAAAAUUACUUAUACACUAUUUCAAUAAAGUUAUAGAUUUAAAAGAAUCUGGUCGAGAGAAUGAUGAAAUUAUAUCUAAACUUGAUGAAAUUAAUGAUAAACAGAGGCGAACAAUUGUCUCUUUAAAUAAUAAUUAUCAAGAGUUCCAUUUAUCAGUUGAAAAAAAGUUCAUAGCUUUGAAAAAGUAUUAUCAUGACAAAGUUAACAUGUUAUUUCAACUUUUACAAGAAGAAAAUAAUGCCAUAACUGUAUUUAAAAUGAGACAAGAAAUUUCAGCAUUGAAGAAAAAAUUAUCUGAGCUUGAAAAAUCACAACAAAUAACAAAACCAAUAGAUACAUUAGUACUUGCAGAACCUCAACAAAAUUCUGAUCAUCUGGAUAUCUCACGUUCAGAAUCAGAAACAAUGUCUUCAGCUAAAGUUACGUUUCAUAAAAAUAAGUUAAAAGUACAAAAGAAUAAAACGAAAUGAAACAUUUAAAAAAAUGUCUAGCUGAAAAUUAUCUUACAUAAUUUGUAAUUAUUUAUAACAAUCAAUUUUUAAUUAUAUUAUAUUUUCUAAUA